AUGAUGCGGCCUCAGCUCAGGCAGCUCGCCCGUCACACCGAGGCAGUACGAACCGGUCUCUCCGCAUCCGUGCGUCCCUUUUCCGUCUCCUGCGCCGCAAGAGAAGGCGAGAGCAAGCCGUCUGCACCAGCCAAACCCGAACGCCGCCAGAAUGCCCCAACCGCUCAGCGCAGACCUCCACAGUCGCGUGGCCCACCCGGUGCCCCAAACCGACGCCCUGCAAACUUGAAAGCAAUUGAUGCUCGAUCAUUCGCCGCUCCCGCCGCUGGAUCAGACCAACCUCGCAUCAUCCGCAGCCCGCGAGCCCGCAACGUCCGACCCGGUGGCCAGGGUAACCAGGGCCAAGGCCAAUUCCAGGGCCGCAAGCCCUUCAACAAGAAGCCCUUAGCCAAGGCCAAGGGUAAGGGUGGUCGUGAGCGCCGACCCCGCGACGCCAAAAGGGACGAUGGCGACGAGGCCCAGGAAGCCGCCGAGGAAGCCGCCAUUGAGAAAAUCGAGCAAGAACAGGCGCUCAAGGAGCGACCAGUGCCUGUUCGCUACGAGCCGCGUGAUAUUGAUUUCUCUACAUUGAAGGCUACUUGGCCUUCGCUUCCCUCGGACGCAAACUCCCGCUCCGCUGCCGUCCUCGAGAAGGUCGCCAGCCUUGGUGGUCGUUUUGCGAACGGAUAUAUUCCUCCCUAUGAAUUGGCCCGGCGGAUGUGGAAGGGCGAGAACGUCCUGUUUGAGAGUGAGGCUGAGCGUAUUCAGACGCUGGAGGAAGUUAAGCGUCUUUCUCAGCUGCGUGCUGAUAAGAUCUCGCAACGGAAGGGCGAGCUUGUUGAGCCGAAGGAGGUUAAGUUCAAUGCUCUCAACGCUGAGGGUACAAAGACUUUGAUGGAUAAAUAUGCCCUGGGCAAAUACCCUGUCCUUGAAGCGGCUGGCAAGGACGAGCCCGCUGCUCUGGGUGAUGUGGUGCGGAAUCUCCGAAACAAUGGUACUUAUGAGACAGCGGGUAAGAGGCCUCAGUUUAUGGCCAAGGUUGAGUCUCUACUCUCCUCCCGCUCCAGUCGUGUGAAGCGCGCUUGA
Molecule: messenger RNA, 1065 nt
Organism: Penicillium manginii
Lineage: Eukaryota; Fungi; Ascomycota; Eurotiomycetes; Eurotiales; Aspergillaceae
Exons: 2
Coding region: 1-1065 (354 amino acids)
Source: RefSeq, a predicted model, not a curated record